CAAAAAUUGUUUUCUCUGCGAGAUUUAUUACAAGAUCUAUGUAUUCUCUUUCGAGGACAUGUGACUAGUCUCGGCACGCUUGAUGAAUGUCUUUGUUUGUUGUUUUCUUAGUGUACACAGUUUGUAGACAACUACAGAUUUUGUUCUAUGAGAGCGUGCCGUAACUUGUAUAUUUACAUACUUGGACUCGACAGUCCGGCUCGAUAGUCUCGUGAUCUGAGUGUAAGAUUCUGCGAUCAAGGAGGUUCCGCGAGUUUGAAUCCAUACCUUAAGAAUUUCUUUGAGCUAGUCCGUUUCAAUUGAAUUGAUCGAUUUAAAAGCGAACUGAAUUGGGCCUCUAUAGUCCGUUAAAAAAAAAAGAUAGAUUUGCUUCUAUAACGUUCAAAAGGAAAGCCCAGUUGUUUCUAACACUUUUCGUGGUGCUAUAUAAAUUAGAAAUAGCCAAAAAGUCGAAAUGGUGGGCUAGGAAUAGUGGGCUUUCCUUUUGAACGUUAUAAAGGCAAAAUCUCUGCAUUGAAUUCAGCAAUAUUUUCCUUAAUAAAAUUACCGCUGUAAACAUCGUGGAAAAGAACCAUAGGCGUGCGCGCACACAUGUGCAUCGACAAGCCGUUGGUGGACGUGUCUACGUAGUUGCUAAUGCGCAUCACAAUGCGGACAUAGCGCUAGCGAACAGGGCGGUCGCAGUUAAAAUGCGGCUGGAGCCGCUCUCGGCUUCUGUAUGGUUAACAUGGAGCAAGGAGAAAUACGAGGCAGUGUUUCAUUCCUUCAACGACAACAUCUUGGAGAGAUCUUUUCAAAAACAAUUAUGCCAGCAUGUACCUAUAGACGUAGUUUAUACGUGGGUGAAUGGUUCGGAUCCGGUGUUUCUGGAAAGUCUUCAAAAGCACGUGUCUAUUAUGGAUCUUGGUGUAACGGCCUCGAGAUUCAGCGACAAGGAUGAAUUGCGCUAUUCAUUACGUUCGCUGGAAAUGUAUGCACCCUGGGUGAGGCAUGUCUACAUCGUCACCAAUGGCCAGAUACCAAGUUGGCUCGAUAUGGAUAAUCCACGAGUCACACUGGUUACUCACGAAGAUAUUUUUCUGAAUAAAAGUGAUUUACCAACUUUUUCUAGUCCCGCUAUUGAAAGUCAUAUUCAUAGAAUACCUGGAAUCUCUGACAAAUUUUUGUACUUUAAUGACGACGUCAUGUUGGGUGCCGAGAUAUGGCCAGAAGACUUUCUGACUCAGGCAAAUGGGCAAAAAGUAUAUCUGGCGUGGUGGGUGCCGGAUUGUUCUGAACUUUGCCCUUGGUCUUGGAUUGGAGAUGGAUCCUGUGAUCAUGCUUGCAAUACAACAUUGUGCGAAUUUGAUGGUGGAGACUGUCAAACGACCAGUAUUCCUGUUGACAGCGAGAUGAUGGUAGAGUCAGCUGAUUACAAAUAUAUACAAGAAUCUCAUGAAGAUAAUAAUAAUAAUAAUAUUAAUAAUAAUAAUAACAGACUGCUAGAUAUUUUAGCCAAUAACAAUGGCACUUAUUUGUCACAGAACAAUGUGCUAUCGUCCACACUUCGGACGUUAAGUUCCUACAAACUCGGUACAUUUAAGUCAAACUACAGGUUUCACAACAGAAGCGUACUUGCGGAGCCUGUGCAAAACGAGACAUAUGCAAAACUUGACGUUAAAGAGCAUUAUAAGUCCACGCUAAAUAAUCUGGAGUCCAAAGUUUUACACAACAAUGCCUCAAACAAAACUUCAAAUCACGUUGAACAGCUCAAACGCUACUACGAUCUUCUAAAUUUGGCUCGAUCCAACAAUUCCCUCAAACACGGGAAAUUGAUGUAUUCCAAUCAGUGGAAACACAAUUCGCGCGGACUCGACACUUAUGCGGAAUCUUUGUUAUACGUUAACAAGAUAUACAACGCCGCGUACGGGCUCGAACGAAGAAGAGUGCCGGCGCACAUGCCGCACCUGAUAGACAAAUGGAUUGUAAAUAAUAUGCAUCAGAAGUUCGAGCACGAAUUUCGAAAAACGUCUAGUCACAAAGUGAGAGAUCCCGAGGACAUGCAGUUCGCGUUUUCUUAUUUCUACUUUUUGUCCAGCGAAAAACGAAAAGUACCGGUUGACGAGAUAUUCGACAUGUUCGACACCGACAAAUCACGAACUUGGUCGGAUAGAGAAAUAAGAACGCUAUUGUCCCGAUUAUACCCGUUGCCGCUCGAUUACGAUCUAGUCAUGGAGUUUGAAAGCGCGAUAACCAACUGUUCGCAUCGCAUGAAUUUGCCAAAAUUUAUCGACGUUCCGCCUGGCGAAAGAUAUUUAGAUUCUACACUGCCGGUAGUUUCGAAGGAACUGAUCGUAAACUGCGGAUCGAUUUCUCGAAGGAUGCGGUCGAAAUUCGGCGAAAGCAGCCGAUACCCGCACGAAAUAAUAAAAGCUGGCAAAAAUGAGAUUUUCGAGAUGUUGACCAGCAACGUUUCUCUCACGGUACAGCUGCUCGAUGAAAUUCGAAAAGAUCCCAAAAAAUUCAUUUGUUUGAACGACGACAUGGAUCCGAGUCGACGUUCCGAGAACGAAAUCGUUCGCGCUUUGCUGGACGACUUCUAUCGUUCGCUCUAUCCAUUACGAAGCACAUUCGAAUUACCCGCCCAGUAUCGCAACCGUUUCUUUCACAGACACGAACUUUUCGAAUGGAGAGCCCGCCGUGCGAAAGCCAGAAAUUUGUUACUGUGUCUGCUGACGUUACUUCUCGUUCUCACGUUCUAUCGCGUGUUUUGCCAUUACAUGCGCAGACUGUGCAGAAUCCGGGAGUUGCCCGCAUUUUUUGUGUGAAAAAGUACAUAUAUAUAUAUAUAUAAAUAAUAAAAUUUUUGUACAAAGC
Pseudomyrmex gracilis is the source of this 2856-nucleotide messenger RNA. RefSeq names its product N-acetylglucosamine-1-phosphotransferase subunits alpha/beta (gene Gnptab). The record is from RefSeq and is a predicted model, not a curated record. The transcript has 7 exons. Gene Ontology annotation, biological process: carbohydrate phosphorylation; N-glycan processing to lysosome. Gene Ontology annotation, molecular function: UDP-N-acetylglucosamine-lysosomal-enzyme N-acetylglucosaminephosphotransferase activity. Bases 690 to 2807 code for a protein of 705 amino acids. Lineage: Eukaryota; Metazoa; Arthropoda; Insecta; Hymenoptera; Formicidae. Gene Ontology annotation, cellular component: Golgi apparatus.